UUUACAUCGCUUUUACUCCCAGUCUAUCUGAUCCUUUUUGUUUGUGACCGGACGAGACGUGAAAACGUAGUCGGGUUAGUUCGCGUCUCAUGCGUGAAAAAUUAUAGGAAGGGCCUAUCAAAAUGUCGUUAUCAACGGCGCGACCGAUUAUUACGGUAUAUACCGACAAAAACGAGGCAUCAGGUGAUGUAAUUUCUCUGCCGGCUGUUUUCAAAGCUCCGAUUCGACCGGACAUUGUCAAUGUCGUCCACCAGUUGAUCUCUACGAAUAGUAGACAACCAUACUGUGUCUCCAAAGAGGCUGGCCAUCAAACCUCUGCUGAAUCAUGGGGAACUGGACGAGCUGUGGCACGUAUACCUCGUGUACGUGGCGGUGGUACCCACCGUUCUGGUCAGGGUGCGUUCGGUAACAUGUGCCGAGGUGGACGCAUGUUUGCCCCUACCAAGCCGUGGCGACGCUGGCAUCAUCGCGUCAACGUCAAUCAGAAACGUUAUGCCCUCGUUUCUGCUAUUGCUGCAUCUGGUGUUCCUGCGCUUGUGCAAUCUAAAGGACACUUGAUUGAGGAAGUCCCAGAGUUUCCACUGGUUGUUUCUGAUAAAAUUCAAGAAUACACAAAAACCAAGCAAGCUGUCAUUUUUUUAAGACGCAUCAAAGCUUGGAAUGACAUCCAAAAGGUAUAUAAGUCUCAACGUUUUCGUGCUGGCAAAGGUAAAAUGCGUAAUCGCCGACGCAUCCACCGACGUGGACCUUUGAUUGUUUACGGUCAAGAUCAGGGUAUCCGUAAAGCAUUCCGCAACAUUCCCGGCGUCAGUCUGAUGAACAUCAACAAGAUGAACCUUUUGAAAUUGGCACCGGGUGGUCAUGUUGGACGUUUUGUUAUCUGGACAAAAUCUGCUUUUGAACAAUUAGAUGCUCUUUAUGGAACCUGGCGUAAGGAGUCGCAACUCAAGAAAGGAUAUAAUUUACCAUUCCCCAAAAUGGCCAAUACUGAUUUAUCCAGGCUCCUGAAGUCUGAGGAAAUUCGGAAAGUCCUAAGAGCUCCUAGGAAGAAGGUGGUGCGCAGAGUGAAGAAAUUGAACCCGUUGGUUAACACACGGGCUAUGCUGCGUCUUAAUCCAUAUGCAGCUGUAUUGAAACGUGCUGCCAUUUUGACCGCGCAGAAGCGUCAACACGAGAAGGAUCGUCUUCUCGCUGAAAAACGAGGCAUAAAAUUACCGAAGAACGCACCGGCAUCGAAGGCUCUUGUCCUUCAGAAGAGGAGGAAACAACAACUUGCUAAAAUUAAGCAAUUGAAGCCUCGAGUGAAGAAAACUUCGGCAAAGAAAGCUCCGGCAAAGGAAGCUCCGGCAAAGGAAGCUCCGGCAAAGGAAAUUGAGAAAGAUACCGCAAAAACCGCUGCUCCCAAGCAGCCAGCUAAGAAGUGAACAGCAAUCAUUGAUAAUAUUGUUGUUAACGCAUAAUUUCUAUUUCUGUCUCUGAAUAAAAGAAAAGGCGGAAAAAUUUA
Molecule: messenger RNA, 1504 nt
Organism: Formica exsecta
Lineage: Eukaryota; Metazoa; Arthropoda; Insecta; Hymenoptera; Formicidae
Gene: RpL4
Product: 60S ribosomal protein L4
Exons: 8
Coding region: 123-1424 (433 amino acids)
Biological process (GO): translation
Cellular component (GO): ribosome; cytosolic large ribosomal subunit
Molecular function (GO): structural constituent of ribosome; RNA binding
Source: RefSeq, a predicted model, not a curated record